AUGGGUGAAGCAACCCAGAAGAAGCGGUACGCCAUCGUCGGCACCGGUGGUCGCUCCGGUUUCUUCUACACGGCCAUCGCCCAGGACUAUAGCAGCACAUCCGUGAUUGUCGGUCUCUGCGAUACUAAUCAGACGCGCAUGAACUAUGCCAACUCGAAACUGAAGGAGCUCGGCCACGGCGAGGUGCCAACUUACCCCGCCGCCGACUUCGACAAAAUGAUCGCUGAAACGAAGCCUGACGAGGUCAUUGUGACGACUGUCGACCGAACCCACAAUAUUUAUAUCGUGCGCGCCCUCGAGCUCGGCUGCAAUGUCGUCACCGAAAAGCCGAUGACCAUCGACGCCCCGCGUUGUCGCGAGAUCUUUUCAGCUGUCGAGCGGACGGGCCAAAAGGUGCGGGUGACGUUCAACUACCGCUACGCCCCGCACAACACCAAGAUUUUCGAGAUUAUCAAGUCGGGCAAGAUCGGAACCGUCACCAGCGUGCAUUUUGAGUGGAUGCUUAACGAGAACCACGGCGCCGACUACUUCCGCCGCUGGCACAGGGACAAGCGUAACUCGGGCGGCCUGUUGGUACAUAAGUCCACUCAUCAUUUCGACUUGGUGAACUUCUGGUUGCAGACAAGACCGCAGACGGUGUACGCCCAGGGAGACUUGAAGUUUUAUGGUCGCGAGAAUGCAGAGAAGAGAGGCGUGACGAAGUUUUACUCGCGCGCGCACGGCAGUGAAGCGGCAAAGGAUGACCCUUUCGCUCUGCAACUGGACCAGAACCCACAGCUUAAGGCGAUGUAUCUCGACGCCGAGCAUGAGGACGCGUACUAUCGCGACCAGAGUGUCUUUGGAGACGGUAUCAGCAUCGAGGACACAAUGAAUCUUCUCAUCAGGUACCGUAACGGUGCAGUCAUGACAUACUCGCUGACGGCAUAUGCGCCCUGGGAGGGAUUCAGGGUGAACUUCAACGGCACUGGUGGACGGCUCGAAGUUGAGGUUGUAGAGAAGAGCUACGUAAACUCCGGUGGUAGCCAAGCCUUGGAGGGUGCGAUUGAGAAGAGGACAAUGUUGCUUCGACCGCUCUUUGGACCGCCUGAAGAGAUCGACCUAGGCGAGGCCAAGGGGGCUCAUGGAGGUGGUGACCUUGUUCUUCUGAGAGACUUGUUCGGUGAGCCGGUUUCGGAUGAAUACAUGCGGGCUGCAAGCCAUGUUGAUGGCGCGGCCUCCAUCUUGACGGGCAUUGCGGCGAACCGGUCCAUUGCGACGGGACAGGUUGUAAAUGUGGAUGAUAUUCUGGUCGUACCAGAGAAAUGA
Molecule: messenger RNA, 1305 nt
Organism: Colletotrichum truncatum
Lineage: Eukaryota; Fungi; Ascomycota; Sordariomycetes; Glomerellales; Glomerellaceae
Product: oxidoreductase
Molecular function (GO): nucleotide binding
Source: RefSeq, a predicted model, not a curated record